CGCAUGCGCAAGAUCCCACCGCUGCCGCUGCUUCAGCACCAGAGCCCGGACAGCGGCGCCGCCCACGGGCAUGGACGGUGGUAGCAGCCCCAGCUGCUGCAGCGAUCUUCUCUUUGCCAGUUUCUGAACCGCAAGCAGCGGCCUGAGGGGAAUACAUUAGCCCCAGAAGGCAGCUGCCGGAACAAGUAGGAAGAACCCCUCCGUAGAUCCUGCUGGAAGAUCUUCUCAGUCCUAGACCAAAGCCAUGGCUCCUGAGGCAAGCCCAGAGAGAAGCUGCUCCCUCCACACCUGUCCCCUUGAAGACCCAACCGGUGCUCCGGUACCACCACCAACCGUGUCCACGCUCCAGGCUAUAGACCCGACGAGUCCGUUAACGGCUGGUCAUUUUGCCUUUCCUCGAGCGCCUCAAGACUAUCAAGAAGGAAGUUCAUUAUUAGGAUUAGGAGACCAAGCAUCUCUAUGUGCCCAUGUCUCCAACCUCAGCACCUCCAUAGACACCUCUCAGCAUGAUGGGGUCUGGAAGCAACCUUCUGUGCAGCGCCAUGUGGUCAGUGUCAGGCAGGAACGCACUUUCCGGAUGCCGAAGAGCUAUUCUCAUAUGAUUGCUGAUUGGCCAGUGGCUGUGAUCGUGGGGUGUCUGGCCUUCAUCUUCCUCUGUACCCUAGCUGGGCUGUUGGGAAGCCCACCACUUGACUUUUCUGAGCCUUUACUGGGUUUUGAGCCUCGAGACACAGAGAUAGGCCGAAGGUUAGAAGUUUGGAAAGCCAUGCAGGCCCUCACUGGCCCCAAGAAUCUGCUUUCUCUUUCCCCAGACCCUGAGAUGAACAGCUCAAGCCUCCUCAGCACCCUGAGCCCUGCAGCCUGGGGCAGGGCCGAGGAAAGUGUGGUCCGGACCAAGAGGAUGGUGGGGCCUGUGGAAGUCAAAGAAGAAGAGAACUUCUUUUGUGGCCGCCCUGAGAAGAGCCAUGCAAAGCUGGUGUUUGUGUCCACCUCUGGGGGAAGCCUGUGGAACCUGCAAGCCAUCCAUUCCAUGUGUCGCAUAGAACAGGAGCAGAUCCGCUCUCACAUCAGUUUUGGGGCUCUGUGCCAGCGAUCAGCAGCCAAUGAGUGCUGCCCCAGCUGGUCCUUGGGCAACUAUCUGGCCGUGCUGUCUAACCGCUCCUCCUGCCAAGACACUACCCAAGCCGAUACAGACCGCACAUUGGCCCUGCUACGGUUCUGUGCCACCUUCUACCAUCGUGGUGUCCUGGUGCCUGCUUGUGUGGGGUCUAGCCAGGACAAACCCCCGUUUUGUGCCCAAGUUCCUGCCAAGUGUACCGGAAGCAACGUGGUCUAUGAAUUCCUGCACUACCUGCUAGACAGAGACUUUCUGAGUCCCCAGACUGCGGAUUACCAGGUGCCCUCCCUCAAGUUUGCCCUGCUCUUCCUGCCCAUUAUAAAGACCUCCUCUCUUCUAGACAUCUACCUGGACGGCCUAGGUGACCCAAUUAAAGUCUCUGACAACUACACAUCUAUCAGUGGCAUGGACUUGGGCCUCAAGCCCAGACUGCUGAAGUAUUACCUAGCCGAAGACACCAUGUAUCCCUUGAUAGCCCUGGUUGUCAUCUUCUUUGGCAUGUCCCUCUACCUGCGCUCACUCUUCAUCACGUUCAUGUCACUUCUAGGGGUGCUGGGCUCCCUAAUGGUGGCCUACUUUCUUUACCAUGUGGCAUUCCGCAUGGCCUACUUCCCCUUUGUCAAUCUAGCGGCUCUCCUUCUGCUUAGUGGUGUCUGUGUCAAUUACACGCUCAUCUUCUUGGAUAUGUGGCGCCUCAGCAGGGGUCAGGUGCCUUCCGGGGGCAUGCCACACCGUGUAGGCCGUACCAUGCACCACUUUGGCUACCUGCUCCUGGUCUCAGGCCUCACCACCAGCGCAGCCUUCUACGGCAGCUACCUGAGCCGCCUGCCCGCAGUGCGUUGCUUUGCUCUUUUCAUGGGCACUGCUGUACUAGUGCACAUGGGGCUCACACUGCUCUGGCUUCCCGCCACCGUGGUGCUCCAUGAGCGCUACUUGGCUCACGGCUGUGUGGCCCAAGCGCACGGCCAGAGGGGUGGCAGCGACCCCCUGAGGCUGUUGCUGGCGUUGCACAGACGGAUCCGUAUUUUUCGCAAGAUUAUUUCCAUCCUCUCGCGCCUGCUUUUCCAGCGCCUGCUGCCCUGUGGUGUCAUUAAGUUUCGGUACAUCUGGAUCUGCUGGUUCGCGGCGUUGGCGGCAGGGGGCGCCUACAUCGGCGGCGUCAGCCCUCGCCUGCAACUGCCCAUUCUAUUGCCACUUGGAGGCCAGUUCUUCCGUUCUAGCCAUCCCUUUGAACGCUUUGACGCAGAGUAUCGCCAGCAGUUCCUGUUCGAGGAUCUGCCUCCAAACGAGGGCGGCAACUUGCCAGUGGUUCUGGUGUGGGGAAUCCUGCCAGUGGACACUAGUGAUCCCCUGGACCCUCGCACCAACAGCUCAGUGGUAAGUGAUCCUGACUUCUCGCCUAGCAGCCCGGAGGCCCAGGAGUGGCUCCUGGCUCUCUGCCAUGGAGCCCAGAAUCAGAGCUUCUUUGGAGAUCAGCCAGAGGGCUGGCCUACGCUGUGUUUAGUGGAAGCCUUACAGCAGUGGAUGGAGAGCCCUAGCUGUGGCCGCCUGGGUCCUGAUCUAUGCUGCGGACAAUCAGAAUUCCCCUGGGCCCCCCAGCUUUACCUGCACUGUCUCAAGAUGAUGGCUCUGGAGCAAAGUCCUGAUGGCACACGUGACCUGGGACUCCGCUUCGAUACUCAUGGCAACCUGGCAGCUCUAGUUCUAAAGUUCCAGACCAACUUACCCUACAGUACAGAGUACGGCCCGGUCCACCACUUCUACACUGAAAUCAGCCGCUGGUUGUCAACCGAGAUGAGCAAGGCACCUCCUGGCCUCAACCAGGGUUGGUUCACCAGCAACUUGGAGCUGUACAGCUUGCAGCAUAGUCUAAGCACAGAGCCAGCUGUCGUGCUUGGUCUGGCCCUGGCACUAGCCUUUGCCACACUGCUGCUGAGCACCUGGAAUGUCCCCCUCAGUCUGUUCUCUGUGGCAGCUGUGGCUGGCACCGUACUGCUCACGGUGGGCUUGCUGGUUCUUCUUGAGUGGCAACUCAACACUGCCGAAGCUCUCUUUCUCUCUGCCUCUGUGGGCCUCUCUGUAGACUUAACCAUUAACUACUGCAUCUCCUAUCACUUGUGCCCACACCCGGACCGCCUGAGCCGUGUGGCCUUCUCUUUACGUCAGAUCAGCCGGGCCACGGCGAUGACGACUGGAGUGUUGUUUGCCUCUGGUGUGAUCAUGCUGCCUUCCACUAUACUGCUCUAUCGGAAGCUGGGCAUCAUCGUCAUGAUGGUCAAGUUCCUUGGCUGUGGCUUUGCCAGCUUCUUCUUUCAGUCCCUGUGCUGUUUCUUCGGGCCAGAAAAGAACUGUGGCCAGAUCCUCUGGCCCUGCGCCCAUCUGCCGUGGGAUGCCGGGACUGAGGAUCCUGACGAGAAGGGGCGAGCGGGGCCACCAGGAUUCUCCGAACACUAUGAGUUGCAGCCCCUGGCACGGCGCCGGAGUCCCAGCUUCGACACCAGCACAGCCACCAGCAAGCUUUCCCAUCGGCCUUCCAUACUCUCUGAAGACCUGCAGAUACAUGAUGGCAGCUGCUGCCUCCAGCAUGCCCAAGCCCCUGUCUCCCCAAGGGAUCUGCUCCUAGACCACCAGACAGUCUUCAGCCAGUGUCCAGCCCUGCAGACCUCCUCUCCAUAUAAGCAGGCUGGCCCCACCCCCCAAACCUGGAUCAGGCAAGAUUCCCAGGGACAGAAAACUGAGCCCCUGCAGGCACUGCCAGAAGGCCCUGCCCACUGCCCUAAGUCCAAAGUGGAAGAGCUCCCCGAUGGCCUGUGCUCCUCAGCCAGCACCCUGGAGGGACUCAGCGUCUCAGAUGACACCUGUGCCUCUGAGCAUAGUGUCCGUGUGCCAGAUUCUGUGGGUACCUCCCCAGAAGUCAUGAAUGGCACUGGACACCCCAUACUUGAGCGGGGCCAGCUGAAUGGGAAGCGCGACACCCUCUGGCUAGCACUGAAGGAGACCAUCUAUGACCCAAACAUGCCCAAUUCUCACCACAGCAGCUUAUCCUGGAAGGGCCGUGGAGGGCCAGGCGAUAUCAGCCCUGUGAUGCUUCCCAACAGUCAGCCAGAUCUCCCAGAUGUUUGGCUCCGUAGGCCCAGCACCUACACCUCUGGCUACAGCAGCUGAGAGAGGCCAAGGAAGGCCAGACCAGGGUCCACAACCCUGUUGGUGAAGAUAAGGCAGAUGCCACACUAGCCUAGAGCCUGAAGGUAUUUCUCCCUAUUGACAUGAUGUCUUACCCUCCAAGUAUGGAUUCUAAACCCUGCCAGAUGUUCUAGCCUUGAUCUCUUUGCUACUUACCCCUGCAUCUGGAGGAUUCAGUGGGAGGGCCUUGCAAGGUAAUACCAGGCUCUCCCUGUGACCAACUAAGGACUCAUCUGUCCCCACAGUGCCAACAAGGACCCCUACUCUGGAAAGGAGGGAGGCCAGAUGUGCAGUUCCAGGUAUUGGGGAGGCUGAUCAGCUGUCUCCCGGGUGACAAGAAGUUCAGUGACGCUAAGGUACUCCAUCUUUGGGAUCCAGUUGGAGUAUCUCACUGACUAGAAAAACCCUUAAGAACCUCCACAGCCUAUUGAAUCUCAUCCCUUCUCAUUGGCUCUUAAUCGGGACACUUCAGUUCUUGGGAAGCUUCUCUGGGCUGGAAGUGAACACGGGCCUCUGUCCUGCACUGUCCUGUUCUGCUCACACUCACCAGUGUGACUAGAAGCUCUCCAAAAGCAGGACAGAGGUGGAUGACAAGAGAGAAGCAGGAGACAGGAAGGUCGGCUUUGGAGUAUCCCUAAAUUCCAAGAUUCCCCCAUAGGACGCUGACUCCAGAAUGUUCCCCUGUAAGUGAGCAGUAGUUACCCCUUACCAUUGCCACACCUGCCAGUCUUCUUGGACCUUUGCAAAGUUACUCCACAGUGGCCUGCAGUUGGUCAAGACACUGAGAAUGGUUGAUUGAUUGUCCCCCAAAGUCAUGUCACUGGGUAGCAGCAGGAUUCUCUCCUGACUCAUGCUGCCACUAUAGCUCCCUGUCUCCUCCUGAGUGUGAGCUUCAGGGCCCUGGGCCCCUGGCUGUCUUGGUCCUUUGCUUCUGGCAGUUACCCAGUCUCUUUGCUUGAGCCUCUCUUUGUGAGCCCUCCCUCCCCUUGGGGCCUCCACCUCCAGAAAGAGUUGUAGUCUGAGUAGACCGGAGAGUUCCUCAUUUCCUUUGAGUUUCCCCGCUCUGAAACUCUCUGAGAUGCCUACUAGCCAUGGGCCUACCGGGUCACAGGCAGCCGAGCUGAAGCUUAGGCUUCAAGGAUGUGCCUCUUUCAUGGCUGAGGAGUACAGACAGGCUUUGCCAGAAGAGGUACGAAGGGACAGAAGAAUGUGAACAGAAUCUAGUUAAGACAAGAACACAAAGUUGCUCUUGUGGAGUUGUCCAGGACCCUGAAGUCUAGGUAUCAGGUCCUCAGUUUCUGAAGACUAGGCCUCCCAGUAAGGUUGCUUGACGGUGUCACUGAUCAGUGGCAGAGUGCUCUCCUGACUCAUCCUGCCACUAUGGCUCCCUGUCUCCUCCUGACCAACUGCCUGCUUCAGGGCCAUUAGCUUUCUCCACCCAAAGCACUCAUGUGACACAGCUCAAGACACCAGGCACCAUCUGCAAGUUUACUGAACACCUGCAUUGGAAAGGGUGUUGUAAGGGAGAGAGACAUGGAACGGAGAACUGGCCUCCUGCUGGGAAGCAGGCAUUAGUGGGUCAGGGUUACUGCCGAGCUCAGGUGCCCAGCAAUAGGUGACCGGGAAGAUCUCGUGGAGAGGGAUGGGUUUGAGCUGGGCUUCAGAAGAUCAAGCAGAUCAGACAGGAGGGAGCUUGGUGAUCCAACUCCAAGGGUCCCCUAAGGACUGUUCUUUCAAUAAGCUCCUGUGUCUAAAACUCCUGCUCCGAGGGGUGUGAGUUUAGGGGUGCUGCUAGCUCAGCUUCCCUUUCUAGUGCAGAUCUCCAGGGGUCUCCAGGUCCCUGGGAAUAUCCAUAGAUCUUGGCAUGAAGACCACCAAUCUAGGCCAUUUUAUAUAGGAGUAUCAGAAAGGAGUUUUCCAGUGCCAAACAAUCUAAGGCAAGGCUAGAGGCAAGCCAGAGGACACUUUUGUUUUAUUUUGUUGAGUUCCUGUGUUAUUGAGACCUAUCUCCCACCCCAAGUAGCCCAGGACAAGUGGAGCAGAAACUCAGAUGAGAACAUAAGAAUGUGGGAAAGACAGAAGACAGUUUUCCCUCAGUAUCCAUGGAGAACUGGUUCCAGCACACCCCGCACCUUCCAGCAUACUAAAAUCUGAGGAUGCUCAAGUCCCUCGUGUAGAAUGGUGUAGUAUUUGCAUAUAAUGAUGCAUAUUCUCCUAUAUUUAAAUCGUCUCUAGAGUACUUAUAAUGCCUAAUAUGAUGUAAAUGCUAUGUCAGUCCUUACACCGUGUUGUUGUAAUAAUGACAAGAAAAAUAAUAUGUGUGUGGUGA
Molecule: messenger RNA, 6629 nt
Organism: Mus musculus (house mouse)
Lineage: Eukaryota; Metazoa; Chordata; Mammalia; Rodentia; Muridae
Gene: Disp2
Product: dispatched RND transporter family member 2
Exons: 8
Coding region: 245-4282 (1345 amino acids)
Cellular component (GO): membrane; plasma membrane
Source: RefSeq, a predicted model, not a curated record